AUUCCAAUAGUAUUAUACAUGUUGUGGUUAAAACUGUAGUCUGACUGAGACCGCUGUGAUAUUAAAACUGAACUUCUCAACAGAACAGGCAGAUCAUCCUGUCAAUGUCUUCCAGCUCGAUCCAUAUUUUUCUUUUCUUUACUGCUCAAUUGAUCCGUACAGCGUGAGAAUAAAAAUCACUGUGCAGAAAUGCAGAUUAAAACGCGUAGUGUGAGUUUACACAACAUGCACAACUAAAAACACACAGCAUCUGCCCAGUUUAAGGUGCUAUACAAAUAUAGUUGAGUUGAUUUGAUCAGAGAUAAAUGUAGACAUUUGCUACAUCUUUUACUCUUUGAAGAAUGAGACCUCUGUAGACUACACAAGCAAAUAGUGAACAUAAUCAUAAGAGAUCUUUCAGUAAAUGCUUUAACAAUCAACACUUUUGUGAUUUUUCAGUAGGUAAGGUUAGGUAAGGUUCCUGUUUUGUUUAUUUGCAUUUAGAAGUAUAUUCGCCUGAGUGAAAAAUAGCAAACUAGAAACUAGGAAUAGCUACUUUGGCCAACAUGGCCACAGUAGCUAACCCUAGUAAUAACAGCUGUUAGCUAGCAAAACCAAAGCAAAUAACACAAAUAAUGAAGAAAAUUAAAAUGAAUGAGAAACUCAUUAAAAUGAGGCAUACUCUAGCUGAAGUUGAAACAUGUUUAGCUUGCGCACUGUAUGUAGCCUAUGUAUGCACUAUGCAUUACCUCCAAAGGUCAGACUGAAAAUAGGAACAGCUACACAUAUUGGCUUGUCUGCACACAUUUCUUGUGUGUUUGUGUCUGCUACAGUGUAAAUAAUAUGCAAUGCACCUUAAACGGUUACUUUAGUUAUAUCUAAAGCCAUCAUGCUUUUAUUUUCCUUAUUUACGGCAUAUUAGUAUGCUUAUUUUAUUAUUUUUGGGGCACUAUUGUUUUAUUGUUUGCUACAUCCUGUUCUCUGCUCAGCCUUCCCUCGGGUAUCAUAAGAGUUUCAUGCAAUCCGAAAACUGCCCUUCAUUGAUGAGUUCAGGUUAGAGUCUGUCAGCUGAGGAGUAAAGUCAGGUACUUUCCACAGAGUCUUUGACUCAAGAUCAAGGUUACACAUCUAGAGGAGAUACUGAGAGAAGAGGAAGUUCAGUAAGCAAGAAAGUGUGAAAAAAAGACCCACAAUAAACCACUAGUUUAUGUACUGUAUGAAGUACUACGUAUGUGUGUGUGUGUUUGUGAAUUCAGCCCUCAUUAUGACUAAUUCUAAUAGUGUCUUCCAAGUCGAUGCACGGUUGGCUUGUUUGUGGCGACGAGUGUUGGGUGAUAUCUGUGCAGUAAGUCUUUACAUGAAAUUAAAUGCUCUCAGUACAACUUUAAAGCUGCAUUAAGCAAUCAAAUAACUUCCUGUAAUGUGACUCAACAUUCCAGUCUGCGGCUCCGUGCAAAUUCUGGCAGCUUUCAGGCCAUAGUUUUGGUUUUCCUUCGGCCCAAAUCAACCCAAACAUUGCACCUGCUCUCAGCCUACAAGCUCACACAAGCCGACUGUCACUUCCUGUACAGUGGUAAAUGGCGGAGAGGCGAAAGUUAACAAGUGGCGGAAGAACGUCGAACAUAUAUAGCAAUCCAAAGACAUCCAGAUAUUUUUCUCAGGAAUUGGGGGACCAAACCAGGGCUGAAAUGCAUUUACAUUGGACAGGCGGCCAAAAAGACGACUGCAAUGGAAAGUCCAUGUUCCUCUGUCUCUGCUGAAUGUGAGAUGGCGACCUCUGACCCCUGUGCAAACGCCCCCCCAACGCCGCCUGAGGAGCCGGAGCCCUCCCCCUCCCCUCGCAAGAAACGCGGGCGUCGGAAACUCGAGCAAACCGAGAAGAAUAAGGACGAACCAGAUGACAGAAACUGCGACUCCCCCAGAGAGGGUGAGACUGGGAGGCUGCGGAGGAGGCCAGUUCCCAGAGUGACUUUCCAGGCUGGAGAUCCAUACUACAUCAGCAGGAGACAGAAAGAAGAAUGGCUCAGCCGCUGGAAGAUGGAGGCAGAGAGACGGGCGUACAGAGAAGCUGAGAUGAGCAUGAUGGACGACCUAUCAGAGGCGGACUUUCAAAAAGAGGAGGAACCAGCCAGUCCAGCCCCUCCCCCUUCACAGCAACAAACAGACCCCGCCUCGCCAACAGUUGCCGUAACGCCAGAGCCGGUUGCCAGGGGAGACCAAGCCACGCCCAGAGAGAUAGAGUACCAGGAUGGCAGGGGCUUUGGCAUCGGUACACUGGUGUUUGGGAAACUGCGAGGUUUCUCCUGGUGGCCUGGCAGGAUUGUAUCCUGGUGGAUGAGCGGCCGUAGUCGAGCUGCUGACGGGACUCGCUGGGUCAUGUGGUUUGGAGACAGCAAGUUCUCUGUGGUUUGUGUGGAGAAGCUGAUGCCUCUGAGCUCUUUCUCAUCUGCCUUCCACCAGCCCACCUACAACAAACAGUCCAUGUACCGGAAAGCCAUCUUCGAGGCUCUGCAGGUGGCAAGUGGUCGAGCAGGGAGGCCCACUCCCGCAUCCUGUGAUGCAAGCGAUGACGCGGAGGGGGUCGAGCCUCAGACCAGACAGAUGAUAGAGUGGGCCAUGACCGGCUUCCUACCCAAUGGCCCGCAGUCAUUGGACCCUCGAGAGGGUAUACAUACAGAGGAGCAAAAUUCAUAUAAAGAAGCGUUCUCAGAGAUGUGGGCAGAACCUGAGGCAGCGUACACACCUCCCCCUGCCAAGAAACCACGCAAGAACUCAGCCGAGAAAGCAAAGAUCAGAGAGGUGAUCGACGAAGGGACCAGAGAGAGACUCAUACAAGAGAUUAAAAAGAAGACCAGGAACAUAGAAGAUAUCUGUAUCUCCUGCGGAAGCCUCAACGUCUCUCUGGAGCAUCCUCUCUUCGUAGGAGCAAUGUGCCAGGGUUGCAAAAACUCAUUCCUGGAGUGUGCCUACCAGUAUGACGACGAUGGCUACCAGUCCUACUGCACCAUCUGCUGUGGAGGCAGGGAAGUGCUCAUGUGUGGCAACAACAACUGCUGUAGGUGUUUCUGUGUGGAGUGUGUGGAUCUGAUGGUAGGAGCCGGCUCAGCGGCAGCAGCCAUCAAAGAAGACCCCUGGAACUGUUACAUGUGUGGGCCUCGAAACACCUACGGGUUACUGCGGCGACGGGACGACUGGCCCUGCAGACUACAGCACUUCUUUGCCAACAACCACGAACAGGAAUUCGAGCCAGCCAAGUUGUAUCCUCCAGUUGCAGCAGAGAAGAGGCAACCGAUCAGAGUCCUAUCCCUGUUUGACGGCAUUGCAACAGGUCUGCUGGUGCUGAAGGAUUUGGGCAUCCAGGUCGACAAGUAUGUGGCGUCUGAGGUGUGUGAAGACUCCAUCACUGUUGGCAUGGUUCGACACCAGGGACGUAUCAUGUACGUGGGCGAUGUGCGCAACGUAACCCACAAACAUAUCGAAGAGUGGGGACCAUUUGACCUGGUGAUAGGAGGAAGCCCCUGCAACGACCUCUCCAUAGUCAACCCUGCACGGAAAGGCCUUUAUGAGGGAACGGGCCGGUUGUUUUUCGAGUUUUACCGUCUGCUACACGAGGCUCGACCAAAACCGGGCGACGAGCGGCCGUUCUUCUGGCUGUUUGAGAAUGUGGUCGCCAUGGGAGUCAGUGACAAACGGGACAUCUCACGCUUUUUAGAGUGUAACCCAGUGAUGAUCGAUGCCAAGGAGGUCUCUGCUGCCCACCGUGCCCGAUAUUUCUGGGGAAACCUGCCAGGCAUGUCGAGACCUCUGUCGCCCAUGACAAAUGACAAGCUAGACCUACAAGAGUGCCUCGAGCACGGACGCACAGCUAAGUUUGAGAAGUUGCGUACGAUAACGACACGCUCCAACUCUGUGAAGCAGGGGAAAGAUGAGCAUUUCCCUGUCUACAUGGACAACAAGGAGGACAUCCUCUGGUGUACUGAGAUGGAAAGGGUGUUCGGUUUCCCCGUCCACUACACCGACGUGUCCAACAUGAGUCGUCUGGCCAGGCAAAGGCUGCUGGGACGUUCCUGGAGCGUCCCUGUCAUCAGGCACCUCUUCGCCCCACUCAAGGAGUACUUCGCCUGCAACUAGUCACACACCAACUCUCUCUCUCUCACACGCACACACACACACACACACACACACACACACACACACAUUCACACAUAAACAGUAUCUAAUAACACACAUAAUUACACACAGUGUACAGCUAGUACAUGAAGGUUGGCUGAUGCAGAAUGACACAGAUGACCGGACAGUCAGACAUAAACACACACCCAUACAUACACACUGUAAAGGACUGCUUUCCUAGUUCCCAUGUAGACCACUGGCUAAUCGUAGUCCCCUUGGUGCUACCUUGCUGAUUACCACACACACACAUACAUCGGUGCAGGAUUUCUGUACUGUAAAUCCUCACGUACAAACUUCCUGCCCGACCUUGAAACUGAUGUCUUCUGGCUUUACUGUGUUGUAGUAGCUUCAGUUCAAACCUCCACGGGGUGCAAAACCGACAAAGACGCCCCCGAAUUUUUGUUUUUAAUAUCUCUCUGAAUUAAUCGACACACCAAUGAAUCCCUCUGAACCAUAACACUUAACUCUGUAUUCAUGCUUAGCGACAGUGCUGCUGGUGUGUUACAGUGCAAUGAACACAAAUACACACACACACAUACACAAACACAGACUCAUACACAUACACACACACACACACACACACACACACACAUACACACACACACACACACACCAGUUAAAGCUUGUGGUGCUGGUCAGGCAGUGAUAGAAUCCAAAUGGUGCCACUUUAAUACAACACUUUUACAGUUUUUGGUGCUCUUGGAGGCUGAACCGUCUCUGGUUGUUUCAGUCGCUGCAGUUUUGUGUCCCUAACUGAGUUUAACCAAAUGCUUACAAGCAGACGUGGAGGCAACACCAGCCAAGAAAGGCAGCAAAAGUUGACAUUUUGACGAGCCACUUUAGUGGAUCAGGAAUUUUUUAAACUUAUUGUGUUGGGCAGAGUGUGCUGAGGGGCUUGUAAAAGGAAAAAGAACAAGCAAACUCUUUUCAGAUGGGAUUAUUGUGAAACCUUUACUGACUCGACUGCAACUAAAGCAGAUUGUAAUUUCUUCUGUUUCUCGAGGGAGGCGCUGUGGAGGUCCAAAUAAUCUCAGUAGUUGAGUUAAAUUUCGGCGGACCGAACCACACAACCAGUUUUUUUUCUGGCAAAAAAUAUCUUUAUCUUCACCUGUUUUUUUCCUAUGUUCAUGUUUGUUACCCAGUACCUGCAAGCCAUCUAUGGAUGUGCAUGUGCCUUUCUGAAAAUACUUUUUAAGUAAAAUCAGAGCCAAGAUCAUAGUGUUCAGUGCUGCAGCUGUCUAUUUCUUCAGUGCCCUCCAGUGGUCAGAUAAAGCAGUAUAGAGAAUGUGGAUAAUGAGGCGACACUUGCAUUGUGGGUCAGUGUUACACGUCACUGGACUAGAAUGACUGUAAACAUAUUAAAUACAGUGGAACACAUACGGCCAUUCUCAGGCCAUUCUCAUACACUCAUAGAAAUAUAGAAUAUCGGUGCAUGCAUUUCAGUUGUCAAAACCCACAUCCACGGUUUACUUGUGCGCUUCUGUAAAGACUUUGUACUGUUUUGAUAAGUUCUUGAUGGUUUUGGAGCAUUUUUGGCAGCGAUUGUAUUUUAAGGUUAGCCUAACUUUAGCUUGGGUGGAUAUUAUGAGAUAUAUUCUGUCUUGUAACUUUUUAAAAAUGGAUAUAUUUCCUCAUGUUUUUUUUGGUGGUGUACAAUACCACAUUUGUAAUAAUGCUGUUGUGUUGUAUUAGUUACUGUUAACUGUUACACUGUGAUGUUUCAUCUUAAGUAUUUCUACUGCCUGACUACUACUCAGGCCUUGGGCUUCAAGACUGAGAUUGGAUGUUACAGUUAAUAUCUGCAUCUAAAUUAGAUCAUUGUGGGGUAAAAUGUGUUCCACAUAAUCUAAACAUACAGUAGCUUGAGACUUAUCAAUUAGAAUUUAUCAGAAUUAUCAAAUAAAGGUAUGUGUGUCAUAAAACUGUUCUUGCUAGAUUCCUGUUUCUCUUUGUGAGGAACGGUCUGUUCAAGAAUCCCUCGACACAAAACAGUUACUGUGAAAUGAUGACGUAAGGUUUAUCUCUGUCCUCGGCGUGGCUCAGUUUGUUUUUAAACAUCAUGAGAGCUUCUUUCAUUGUCUGAAGCAUUGUCGUGUAGGUGGUCAGCCUCCAAGAUCCCGAAUGUCAGCCAUCGUCGUCAGUUUUAUUUACUGUAGAUUUUGAGGGAUUGAUCAUUGUCGCUACGUUUUGUAAGAGGUUCAGUGUUCAUAUCUAUACUUCUGACAUGACGCUGCAUAAAGUCUGCUCUCUGGAUUUUAUGUGAAAAUCUCAGCUGUGCAACAGUAUAGCAUCCUUCUUCUCCUCAAAAGCUACUCUUCUUGCCCACCUCUUCUCAUGUCCAUUUCUGGAUUUUUUAAAAAAGCAGCAGUAUUAUUAAACCACUAUGAAGGGAAUUUGUGAUGAUCUCCUGUCCCUUUAAGGUGUGAAACAAAAAAACCCUCCAACCUGUGAGGUUAAACACCUCCCGCGAGAUUAUUUCUGCCUCCACAGCCGCACUGCCUCUGAGAAACAAACUAAAACAUUAGUGAACUUUUUAGGAGUUCAGCAUGUUACUUCAGCAGCAUUUAAUGUAAAAGGGAGUCAAUAGGGGGAUUAAACCUCAAACCUUCCAAUUACAAUACAGCCUCUCUUGUGCCUCGGCCCCAAUGUUGCCCUUUUUUGUCUGGUGAAAAAGUGAAAGUGACCAGUAAAUCAGUCACAGUCCACCAGCCCUUGCAGAUUUGGCUCCUGUUGUACUUAAUAGGGAUGCAAAAUGUCCUCCAGUUACACAGCGACGUCCACUGGAAUCAGAGGAAAACCUUUACUCUGUUGACACUAUGCUGGUUUUCUACUUCCUAUGACUGAAACAGAUAGCCCUGUAUAAAUAACAGAUGUUUCCUUAUAUCAAAGAGGAAGACAUCUAGGAUCUGUGUUGGGUAUUUUUUCUGCCUUUUGCCCAAUGCAUUCUGGGAUUAACUCAGACACUCCCUGAUCUUGAAUAAAAAUAAGCAAGUAAAGAAGAUUUGAUUGUCAUCAAUUGUGGCAGAUAUGUAAUAAAGUGUUUCCAAGACUAUUAUAAACACAGACAUAAUGUGUAAAUGUCCUUCUACGCUGAUUUAUUAUUUAUUUAAACAGGGCUGUCUCUUGAGGAAAAAAAAUCUUUCAGUCUGGUGCUUUUGGUCUUCAGACGACCAUCUUUUCCGGGAAGCCUUCCAAAUCCUCUGACCUUCCUCAGAUACCAGCUAACAACUGGACAUGUGCAGUCUAUGCUGACACACACACACACACACACACACAAACACACACACAAACACACAAACACACAC
Molecule: messenger RNA, 7454 nt
Organism: Thunnus maccoyii (southern bluefin tuna)
Lineage: Eukaryota; Metazoa; Chordata; Actinopteri; Scombriformes; Scombridae
Product: DNA (cytosine-5)-methyltransferase 3A-like
Exons: 21
Coding region: 1708-4110 (800 amino acids)
Biological process (GO): negative regulation of DNA-templated transcription
Cellular component (GO): nucleus; cytoplasm
Molecular function (GO): methyltransferase activity
Source: RefSeq, a predicted model, not a curated record